AUGUCAAUUCCUGGCCUUGGUCAAAUAGCCCCACAGGCUCCCACAUCUACUCAGCGAACCAUCAACCUCCGACCGUUUGGCGAAUGGCGCUUCUCCAUCCCCCACCAACACAGCACCUUCUCCUCGAACUCCUCCGCCGCCGGCGUCACAGUCCGCCUAGUAGCCGGCACCGCUGAACGCGACGGCACCGAACUCACGCCUCACAAGGACUACACGUUCCUCCCGGGUACCAAAUCGAAGCUCUUCACAGACCAAGGAUGCACCCUCGAGAUCAACAACACGGGCGGCUACCCCCUCGAAGACCGCGUGGUCGAAUACCCGCACCCGGAACAAUCGCCCAUGGUUAGCUAUAUCAACCUUCAUUUCGGCUUAGAAGACUACGAGCGCGCCGCGGCCGCCCAUCACGCACAACACCCACUACCACACCAACAACAAGGGAGGCAAGGAGGAGGAGGACCAAGGCCGAAACCUGGACCAAGAGUGCUAGUCUGCGGUCCCCACUGCGUCGGCAAGACCUCCCUAGUCAAAUAUCUCGGCGCCCUCGCUACGCGCAUGGGCUCCCAGCCGCUGGUGGCCAAUCUGAACCCCACCGACGGCCUGCUGUCUCUGCCGGGGACGUUGAGCGCGGCCGUGUUCGGCACGCUGAUGGACGUGGAGGAGCCGGCGGGCGGGUUUGGCGUGUCGAGCACGCCGAUUAGCGGGCCCAGUCAGACUGUUAAGAACCCACUUGCCUUUUAUUUUGGGCGUGAGAAGGCCGGGGAGGACGUGGAGACGUGGAAGCAGAUGACGGAGCGGCUGGCGGUGUUGUGUAAGCGCAAGCUUGAGAGGAAUCGGGAUGUCAGGGUGGCCGGAUUCUUGGUUGAUACGGCCCCCGUUGAUGCGGGAGAUAAGGAGGGACAGGAGUUGUUGGCGUGGGGGGUUAGGCAGUUUGAUGUCAACUACGUCGUUGUGAUCGGCUCUGAAAAGCUAAAGACAGAACUCGGGCAACGGUUUGCCAGCGAAAAGACGAGCUUUGGAGAGCCGGUCACUGUUCUCGGUUUCGACAAGUCGGACGGCGCUGUGCAAAUUGACAAGGGAUGGAGGCAAAAAUCGACAGAGACGGCGAUCAAAGAGUACUUCUUUGGUGGCAUCAAGGCGCGACUGAGCCCUUUUACACAAUCGGCCAGCUUCGACGAACUGGUCGUUUUCAAGGCGCCCGAUGACCCCUACGAAGGCGCCCCAGUUCUCGAGCGUGUUGAAAUCACCCCCGAAAUGGCCCACUGGACACUAGCAGUCAUGAUCGCCUCUGUGACCGACUCGCCGCAGGCCAUCCGCUUUUCUUCCGUGUUGGGCUUCAUCGUCAUCGCUGACGUGGACGUGGAGCGCCGGCGUGUCAAGUUCCUGUCGCCCGUCAGCGGUCGUCUGGGUAACCACCCGCUCAUCUGGGGACGCUGGCCGGAACCGUAUCUCAACUUGCUGGCGUAG
This is a messenger RNA of Sordaria macrospora k-hell, 1464 nucleotides long. RefSeq lists its product as uncharacterized. The record is from RefSeq and is a predicted model, not a curated record. Gene Ontology annotation, cellular component: mRNA cleavage factor complex; nucleus. Gene Ontology annotation, biological process: tRNA splicing, via endonucleolytic cleavage and ligation. Lineage: Eukaryota; Fungi; Ascomycota; Sordariomycetes; Sordariales; Sordariaceae. Gene Ontology annotation, molecular function: polynucleotide 5'-hydroxyl-kinase activity.